AAAGAAAUUUGUGAAGAAACCGCAAACUUUAAUUUCGGCAAAGAUGGCAGAACCUGAUAAUUAUGAUGAUGAGUUGGUUUCUAGUAACACUACAAAACGAAACUGGAGAGGUAUCCUUAUAGCAGUGCUGGUCAUAGUUUUAGUUUUGGCUCUAAUAGUGACCAGUGUGGUGCUCCUGACCCCACCAGAUGAAGGACCAAGGGUCAAAGGACUCCGAAUACGAAUGCAGGACAUUGUGGACGGGGAUUAUAAUCCUUUGAGAUUCAAUGGAACAUGGAUAUCUGCGGACGAACUCAUAUAUUUGGACAAGUGGGGCGGAAUAAGCUUAUUAUUCGCUUCGAAUCAAUCAGAAAAGACUCUAUUAUCCAACCAGACAUAUAGGAGCUUAAAUCCAGCCAGGUUCAGUAUUUCGGCCGACCGAAGAUUUUUACUUCUGGCGCAAAAUGUUCAAAAACUCUUCAGACAUUCUUGUCUAGCCCAAUAUGCCGUAUACGACAUUGAAACAAGGGAUUACUACCACUUAACGCCGUUUCCCGAAGACGAGUCCUGGCCGUUCCUCCUGCACGCGGAAUGGGCGCCUCGAGUGCACGGCCUGAUCAUGGUUUACGACUACGACAUCUACUACCGUCCGGCGCCGAGGUCCGCGACCGGUUACCGGAUCACGAACACCGCCAUACCCGGAGUCGUCUACAACGGGGUACCGGACUGGCUUUACGAAGAAGAGAUCUUAUCAUCCAACACGGCCUUAUGGAUGUCAAACGACGGCCAUCUGGUCCUAUAUGCUUCGUUCAACGACUCUCAAGUAGAGGAGCAACAUUUUCCCUGGUUUGGAGUUGCCCAAGGAGCUUCUCUUUACCCAGAAAUGAGGUCACUCCGGUACCCUAAACCAGGAACCGCAAAUCCGGUGGCAAGACUGAUCGUGGCUGAUCUGGCAGACCCAAAAAAUAUCAGGACGAGUAUUCUAAAACCUCCUGCACCAUUAGCAGAUAAAGAACAUUAUUUUACUUCAGCUUCUUGGAUAUCUUUAACAGAAGUCUGUGUCGUUUGGUUAAAUCGACUACAAAAUCAUUCCAUAGUAUCUGUAUGCAAAAGUCCUGCAUGGAAUUGCCAAGAGACAAGUAGUGUAUCAGGAGCAGGACGAGGCUGGGUGGAAGCGACUCAUCCACCAGUUUUCUUUCCUGAUGGAAGUUCAUAUGUGACUUUAGCGCCCAUUCGCGAUGGGCCUGCCGGUUACUAUAGGCAUCUCGUCCAUGUACAUAUAAGCAAAAAGAGAGUUUUGCCUUUGACCCAUGGUCGAUUCGAAGUAAACAAAAUCGUAAAAUUAGAUCACAUCAAUGGCGUUAUCUACUACCUAGGAACUCCGCAAGGCCAUCCAGGUCGCCAGCAUUUGUAUAAAGUAUCCGCCAUGCCCCCAAGACAGGGGGCCUCAUUACCGCCACCGCUGUGUUUAACUUGCGAGACACAAUUGUCUUCAAUGGGGUCUGAAAAAAGUGUUACGACCCCAUAUGCUCCAUCACAUCGACAUGCUCAUGAUUGGGAUGACGAUUGGGACGCCGCUGGACAGGCGACAACUGUGGCUCCUACUCCACCUACAAAGAGAAGAAAAAAGAAGAAAGAACAACCAAAAACGCCGCCAAUUUGCCAAUAUUACAAUGCCGAGUUCAGUCCUGGAAGCUACCUAGUACUAGAAUGUCUAGGUCCAGGAAUUCCAACAGUUGGCCUAUUUAAAGCAAUGCCAUUGGAUUCAAAACUAAAAUUAGUCAUGCACAUGCAAAACAAUACACUGCUAAAGGAACGCAUAUCAGUAGUCGCUUUACCACAAGUCCGCACAUUUCCAGUCCAAAUUUCAGGAGGCUAUCAUGCCCACGUGAGGUUACAUCUGCCUCCUGGUUUAAGAGAAGAUGAAAUUACUAGAUAUCCCUUGGUCGUACACGUAUAUAGUGGUCCGGGUACCCAAUUGGUGACUGAUAGAUGGCACGUAGAUUGGAAUACGUAUUUAUCAGGAACCAAAGACUACAUCGUUGCCCAAAUUGAUGGUAGAGGUUCUUCUGGACAAGGUUAUAAACUAAUGCAUGAAGUCUAUCACAGACUUGGCAGUGUGGAAGUUGCUGAUCAGUUAGAAGUUACAGAGUAUCUGCGAGAUACGUUGCACUUUGUUGAUAAAAGAAGAGUGGGUGUUUGGGGCUGGAGCUAUGGGGGCUAUGUCGGAGCCCUAGCAUUAGCAAGUCCACUUGAACUUUUCCAAUGCGGUGUAUCAGUCGCACCGGUAACUUCAUGGAGAUUGUACGAUUCGACGUACACCGAACGAUACAUGGGCAUGCCGAAUGUUACUGCAAACUACAAAGGCUAUGAGGAUUCUGAAUUGCGCAGACAUGCUGAUUCUUUACGAGAUAAAUAUUUUCUUUUGGUUCAUGGAACUGCUGAUGACAACGUCCAUUUUCAGCAGAGCAUGCUGCUGGCAAGAGCCCUGGCCGAAAGAGGCGCCAUGUUUAGGCAACAGGUGUAUCCAGAUGAAGGUCACACUUUGGGAGGCGUAAAAAAACAUUUGUACCGGUCGAUGGCUACUUUUCUAGAAGAUUGCUUCAGAAAGCAAAUUCCACCAGAAGCAAAAGCUGGUUUAAGAAAUGGUGGAAGUAUAGGUGAAUAA
Messenger RNA from Ctenocephalides felis (cat flea), 2647 nucleotides. Its product is annotated as prolyl endopeptidase FAP-like. Gene Ontology annotation, biological process: proteolysis. Lineage: Eukaryota; Metazoa; Arthropoda; Insecta; Siphonaptera; Pulicidae. The transcript has 16 exons. The record is from RefSeq and is a predicted model, not a curated record. Bases 44 to 2647 code for a protein of 867 amino acids. Gene Ontology annotation, molecular function: serine-type peptidase activity; dipeptidyl-peptidase activity.